AUGUCGGGCAAACUCUUCUUCGCCACCAUCGCAGCCUUGGUUUUCAGCUCCAUGGCAGUGCGUGGAGACAUGCGUGAAGUUGCCAGGCGUGCAGCCCCCUGCAGGGACUUGGCAAAGGAGACGGUCUAUGGUGGUGCUGGCGGCAAUGCUUAUGUUGUACGCUUCAAGGGCACAUGCGGAAAAGUUCCCAGAGGCUCUGUGGCCAAAGUGUUCUAUUCCCUAGACGAGCAAAAAGCUGCACUUAAGUCACUUGGCAAGCUACCAGACGUCAAGGCAUUGGCAGGCCUGGUGCAAGAGAAGAAGGAGUUUGACGGCCCUUGCGUGCAUGUGCACAAGGACGACGAUUGUUGCAGCCAUAUCAAGCCGUCGGACACCUGCCACUUCAUGGUCAUGCAGAACGGAGGCUCCAAGACUCUCCAGCAGUGUGUUGAGGGCCAGGCUCUUGCGCCUGACACGCUAAAAGGCCUUCUAGUCUCUGCCAUCAAUGCUGCCAUCUCCUUCCACAAGUUGGGCUGGUACCAUGGGGACUACCAACUUAAGAACCUGAUGGUAAACGACGCUUGCAGCCCCAGGACCCUCAAAGCAGUGGACUUGGACUACAUGGACAACAAAGAGGGCACACCUGGUGAGUCUUGGAACAAGCCACAUCGUAUGCUGAGAGACUAUGCCAUGCUCCUGGGCACUUGCGACUGGGGGGCGCUUCCACUUGUAGACUUCGAAUACAAAUCAGCAAAUGUGCAGAAGGAGGCUGCCAGGAUCGCCGCAGCAGCCGAGCCCAUCAUGAGCCCACAUUGCAACAGCGCAUGGAACCUCAGCCCUGAUGAAGUUGUGGAGGUUGCCCGAAAGCUGAAGACGGCUGUUCAGGGAGCAUGA
Symbiodinium pilosum is the source of this 873-nucleotide messenger RNA. NCBI's taxonomy places the organism in Eukaryota, Dinophyceae, Suessiales, Symbiodiniaceae. The record is from the annotation of a GenBank genome assembly.